AGGUGCUGGUGGCAUGAAGGAUCAAGAUGCAGCGAAAAAAGAUCAAAGCAGAUGAUCAUGCCAACCUGAUGGGUGAAGACCAAAAUGCCAAAGGGCCUUAUUACGGGAGUCUGAGCCAGGAUCCUAUUGAAAUCUCGGAGCUGAGCAAACCAAGUCAAGUGACCCAUGUUCCUCAGAGCACUGCAAAUGUCUUCAGUGAUGGACGCACCAGGAUAGACUUCGUCCUGGUAUGGGAAGCAGACCCUCAGACUCAGGAGCAGGAGGGACAGAGUGAAGGAACCAGUGCUGAGAGCAAGGUACCCCGGUGGAGAAGAGCUGUCGAUGUCCGCAGGACUUGGCGGAAGAAGUUUCUGAACAAGCUCCAGGCUGCUGGAAUCUGUAUAGAAAAGCAUGCGGUCCAGGAUGAGAAGAAGGUGGUGCACUAUGUGCUGCUGAACGCUCCCUGGAGCGUGCUGUGUUAUUACGCAGAGGAUCUCCGGCUGAGGCUCCCCCUGCAGGCCCUGCCGAAUCAGUCUUCAAACUGGUCUGACAGAGUGGUGAAGAGGCUGGGUGUCCCCAGCCUGCUGAGUGAGGAGGUUCCAAACAUGCCCCUGGACUACUACACUUGUCACUUCAAGGUGAACAAGUUAACAUGGUUCCUAGGGAGCAAUGAGCAAGACACCUUCUUCAGCAGCACGCAGCGGCACAGGAUACUGUACGAGAUCCUGGCCACGACGCCAUAUGGCCACUUGAAGCAGGGGGAGGUUGGGGUGGAUCGGCUGCUGAGCGAGGAUGUCUUUGCAGCUGCAUUCCCCCUGCAUGAGGGUCCCUUUGCGGUACCUGCUGACAGGCUGGCCCCUGAGAACCUGACCGAGCGCCAGGUCCUCUUCCAGUACUGGGCAAGGUGGCGGAAAUGGAACAGAUACCAGCCACUGCAUCACAUCCGCAGGUACUUUGGAGAGAAGAUCGCACUCUACUUUGCCUGGCUGGGUUUCUACACUGGUUGGCUCUUGCCUGCUGCAGUUGUGGGGUCACUGGUUUUCAUCGCAGGCAUAUUUCUGAUGCUGAGUGACAUACCUGCGCAGGAGAUCUGUGACAGUGAGGAUCAGUACCAGAUGUGCCCGCUGUGCAAGGAGUGCCCACACUGGCAGCUCUCCAGCAUCUGCAGUAUGUUCAAGGCAGGUCGCCUCUUCGACCACGGUGGGACCAUCUUCUUCAGCAUUUUCAUGUCCCUGUGGGCGGUGACAUUCCUGGAGUACUGGAAGCGGAUGAACGCCACCCUGGCACACCGGUGGGACUGUUCCGACUUCGAGGACAUUGAGGAGCGGCCGCGACCCCAGUUCACUGCCAUGGCUCCCAUGACAAUGGAGAACCCAAUUACUGGAGCAGAGGAGCCAUAUUUUCCCAAGCGGAACCGCGUAAAACGGGUCAUGGCUGGACUGAUGAUCAUCAUCAUGAUGAUUGCUGUGGUUGUGAUGUUCCUGAUCUCCAUUAUCCUGUACCGGGCGAUCAUCAGCAUCCUUGUGUCAAGAUCCGGGAACUUCCUCUUUGUGGCAUCGGCGUCUCGUAUUGCCAGCCUCACAGGCUCAGUGGUGAAUCUAAUCUUCAUCCUCAUCCUUUCUAAAAUUUACAUUGCACUGGCCCAUUUCCUUACCAAGUGGGAGAUGCACCGGACUCAGACGAAGUACGAAGAUGCUUUCACCUUCAAAGUGUUUGUCUUCCAGUUUGUCAAUUUCUACUCUUCUCCCAUCUACAUUGCGUUCUUCAAGGGCAGAUUUGUAGGCUAUCCAGGAAACUACAAGACCUUGCUUGGGAUUCGCAACGAAGAUUGCGGGGCUGGCGGCUGUCUCAUUGAACUCGCCCAGGAGCUGCUGGUCAUCAUGGUGGGAAAGCAAGUCAUUAACAAUGUGCAAGAAAUCGUCAUCCCGAAGCUGAAAGGCUGGUGGCAAAAGUACAAGCUUCACUCCCAAAAGAGGAAAAGCAAGGUGGACCAAUUGGGCCUGGUGCAGCAGGCACCCUGGGAGAGCAACUACGAGCUCCUGGUCUGUGAGGGGCUGUUUGACGAGUACCUGGAAAUGGUCCUGCAGUUUGGAUUCAUCACCAUAUUUGUGGCAGCUUGUCCUCUGGCGCCCCUUUUCGCCUUGCUCAACAACUGGGUGGAGAUCCGCCUUGAUGCACAGAAGUUUGUCUGCGAGUACCGUCGUCCUGUGGCCGAGCGGGCCCAGGGCAUUGGCAUCUGGUUUUAUAUCCUGGAGGUCAUCACCCACUUAGCUGUCAUCAGUAACGCUUUCCUGAUUGCCUUCACUUCAGACUUCUUGCCCCGUCUGUAUUAUCAGUACACCCGCGCCAGUGACCUGCAGGGCUAUGUUAACUUCACCCUGGCGUAUGCUCCAAAGCACUUUGCCUCGCAGCACAAUGUCACGUGCAGGUACCGUGCAUACAGGGAUGAGAGCGGCAGGUACUCGCUAACCUAUUGGAACCUACUAGCAAUCCGCCUGGGCUUUAUUAUAGUGUUUGAGCAUGUGGUUUUCUUUAUUGCUCGUGUGAUAGACCUGAUGGUGCCCGACAUUCCUGAGUCACUGCAGAUCAAGGUGAAGCGUGAACGUUAUCUGGCCAAGCAGGCACUGGCUGAGAACAAGGCCCUCUUUGAGAGAAAGGAAGUCAGAGCCACCUCCAGCACUACGCAAACAGCACCUAAAGACUGGGAGCUCGAUGGGGUGCAUGAAAACCAGGAGCCUACCCAACUGCGGAUGAUGACAUCUACACACACAUUAGCUGCUAGUCCUGAAGCUCAUCCUCAGCAGCAGUUUGAUCCUGAAGCAGAAUCCCCAUGAAUUGCUGUUGAAUCUGUUUUAGAACACACAUGGUGACUGCUUCCAUGUGGGUGCGAAUAAAACUGAGUUCAGCCGUGGA
Caretta caretta (loggerhead turtle) is the source of this 2892-nucleotide messenger RNA. RefSeq names its product anoctamin 7 (gene ANO7). Gene Ontology annotation, molecular function: chloride channel activity; protein dimerization activity. Gene Ontology annotation, cellular component: plasma membrane. Lineage: Eukaryota; Metazoa; Chordata; Testudines; Cheloniidae. The record is from RefSeq and is a predicted model, not a curated record. Gene Ontology annotation, biological process: chloride transmembrane transport; calcium activated phospholipid scrambling.